This is a messenger RNA of Lodderomyces theae, 2289 nucleotides long. It is a transcript of the gene SPO1, whose product is annotated as putative carboxylic ester hydrolase. Gene Ontology annotation, biological process: glycerophospholipid catabolic process. The record is from RefSeq and is a predicted model, not a curated record. The coding region runs from base 1 to 2289 and encodes 762 amino acids. Gene Ontology annotation, cellular component: intracellular membrane-bounded organelle; plasma membrane; extracellular region. Lineage: Eukaryota; Fungi; Ascomycota; Pichiomycetes; Serinales; Debaryomycetaceae. The transcript has 2 exons. Gene Ontology annotation, molecular function: A2-type glycerophospholipase activity.
AUGAAUGCUAGAAGGAUCAUAUUCCACUUACUCUCAUGUGCUUACGCUUACUUGGUGUUUUCAAAUCGGUAUUCUCUAAACUCAACUUUUGAUACGUCCACGAAGCAAAACGCUAUUGCCUCAACCCAAAUCUGGAAUUUAUCGUAUGCUCCUUAUGAUGUCGAGUGCCCUGGUCACGACCUAGUUCGCAAAGCUAAUGACACGAUAUGUGCAAAAGAGGAGGAAUAUAUACGAAAACGCAACAUCAAAACUGAAGCACAAUUGAAAUCGCUACUUUACAAGAAUGAAAUACCUAAUUUUGAUAUUGAAGCAUUCUGGAACUCAAAGUCAUCAUCCACUAUAAUCGCGAUUGCAAUUUCAGGCGGUGGAUACCGAUCAAUGUUAUCAGGAGGUGGAAUAUUGACGGCGUUGGAUGCUCGAGAAGUCAACAAUUUGACUCACGUUAGUGGGAUUUUACAAGCGUCGUCAUAUAUUGCGGGGAUAAGCGGUGGUGCAUGGUUGGUAAUGUCACAAUUUGUCAAUGAUUGGCCGCGAAUUAGUAAAGUAGCACGCAGUGGUGUGGCAACUGGAUGGAAUUUGAAGCAGAGUUUACUAGAGGGUAUGCCUGAUGUGAAUGGUAAUAUACGGAAACAAAACAAGGACGCGAAACCGAGUAAGCGCAAGACGAAGCAGGGGUUGGGGUUGUUGAAGUUAUUUGGGAGAUCUAGAAAGGGUAUGCCGUUGGCGAAUUGGGCAACGUUGUGGUUUGACAAGAAGAACUCAACUGGAACACAGUUGACGCCAUCAUUGAAGGAAAAGGGCGCAUUGGAAUAUUUGAAGUUUUAUAAGGAGUUGUUGGUUGAAGUUAGAGAUAAGAGAAGAGCAGGAUUCGUGGUUGGGUUGACUGACUAUUGGGGUCGAGCAUUGGCCCACAAAUUAUUUACUGCUACUGCGAGAACACCGGGAGUGACAAUGACUGCGGUUGUUGAAAACUCUGCCGUGUUUAAGGAGAAUGAUGAGCCCUUCCCCAUCAUCGGUGCUAUAGCUAAAGAUCCAAUGGAUAACGCUAUUUCCAGUAAUGACCCAUUGCAGAAGAUCUCGAGUUUGCAUAGUUCCAUCUUUGAAAUCACCCCUUUUGAAUUUGGGUCCUGGGAUAGUUCGGUUGAUGCUUUUGUUGAAAUUGAGUAUUUGGGACUGUAUUUCGAAAAUGGUAGUUCAUGUGCAGCUGCAAAUGCAACAGCAACCACCACGAAUGCAACGUGUUUAUGUAAAUCUGGGUUUGAUAAUGUUGGAUUCUUGACUGGCACUUCAUCUUCAUUGUUUAAUCAUAUUUUCAAGUAUAUAUUCAACUACUUUACCGAAAAUCAGCUGGACAUGAUGACUUCAAUCGAGAGCAUAUUGAAGUUUUUUGGAAUCAGCAAAACGGCGAAUGAGUAUGACGAUCCAAUGGGCAUUCAAAUACAAUCGCAUCCUGACCAUGCCGUUUAUUCACCCAAUCCGUUUUGGAAAUUCGGUAAAACGGGUCGUUUUUCCAAAAGCAGAGAGUUGUAUCUUGUUGAUGGUGGUGAUGAUGGACAAAACUUGCCUUUCCAGGCAUUGAUUAGGAAAGGUCGCAAAGUCGAUUUGAUUUUGGCGUAUGAUAUGAGUGGGGAGGAUUUGAAUUAUCCCAAUGGGUCGGUAUUACAGCAAACCAGCUUGCGGUUUAAACAUGUUGAUGGGGUGAGGGUGACUUCGCCAUCGCAGUUGGUUCCCUUUUGCAAAGUUCCCAAUGAAGCGACCUUGAGCGGAGAGAAGGAGGUGCCGUUUCGGCCAAUCAUCAAAUCCAUUUUUCCUAAAGCUCCCACUACUGAUGAAUUGAUUGAACAAGGGUUGAACUUGAGACCCAUUUUCCUUGGCUGUGAUAUAAUUGAGGAUUUUGAAACCAUUGAGUUAAAUGAUAUGAAGAAGAGCAAUGGUAGUGGAGGUAGUGGUGGUGCAGUUAUAUAUGAAGAUUAUUUACCGCCAAUUAUCAUGUACCAGGCAAAUUCAAACUACACACAUCAUCAACUGAACUUUUCCACUUUCAAACUACGUUACAAUGAGAGUGAAAUUGAAGCAAUUAUGGAGAAUGGUUUCCAGAUGGCGUCGUUUUAUAACUCAUCAUUGUAUGCUGUCUGUUUGAAUUGUUUGAUAUUGAAACGAGAGUUUGACAGAAUACGAUUUGGGUUGCUGACGAGUGGUGGAGCUUCUAGUGGUGACGACUUUGGAGAUGUGGCGACUGUACCCAAAUUUUGUCAAACUUGUUACAAGAUAUAUUGCUGGAGAGGAUGA